This is a messenger RNA of Lycium ferocissimum, 1477 nucleotides long. Its product is annotated as BAG family molecular chaperone regulator 8, chloroplastic. Gene Ontology annotation, cellular component: plasmodesma. The transcript has 2 exons. NCBI's taxonomy places the organism in Eukaryota, Viridiplantae, Streptophyta, Magnoliopsida, Solanales, Solanaceae. Gene Ontology annotation, molecular function: protein binding. The coding region runs from base 104 to 1423 and encodes 439 amino acids. The record is from RefSeq and is a predicted model, not a curated record. Gene Ontology annotation, biological process: protein folding.
UAGCCACAGUCGGACGAUCAUAUCAACAACGUCUCUCUCACUUAAACCAAAACGUCGAGUCAAACACGUCUUCACUUUACCCUCAAAUAUACCCUUUCGGAAAAUGGCUUCUCACCAUCACUACCACCACCCCUGCCCUACGGCCGCCUCCACCACCAUCUGUUACUGCUACUCUUGUCACCCCACCCCCACUCCCACCCCAUACCCUCAACACCCUCACCCUCCACCACCAAAUCCACACUCCACUCCCCCUUAUACCCACUACCCCGCAACCCCACCCCAUACCCCUCACUUCUAUGCUUCCCAUCCAACCCCACCCCCACCACCCUACAACCCCCAUACCCCAUGCCAAUGUGAACCCACUCACCAUUUUCAAGAAUCCAAUCAUCACUAUUUUCAAGAAUCCAAUAAAUUACCUGACCAACAAACUGACCGCAUUGUUACGUCACUUCUACGUCGGAUCGCAGCCCUAGAAUCUACCCUUUCCGUCCGACGAAGCUCCUCUUCUUCUUCGUCUCGUCAAUCCCUACGCGAUGCGGCGGCGCGUACUAUUCAAGCGCACUUCAGAGCAUUCCUUGCUCGUAGAUCGAGAACCCUCAGGCAGCUAAAACAACUGGCUUCCAUUAAAACAACUCUCAAUAUUCUUAAAUCUUCUGUUUCUGCUAAAACCCCUUUUCAUACUCACACUGUUUCUCGCAGAGCUAUGGAUUUACUUGUUAAACUUGACUCGAUUCAGGGCGAUGAUCAACUAAUUAGAGAUGGUAAAAGGUCAAUAAGCAACGAACUGACUCGAUUUCUGAAGGUAAUUAAUGGGGUUACAGUAAUUUCAAGGAGAAUAGUGAAGAAAGUGAGAAAUGGCAAUAAAGCUCGAGUCUUUUCAAGUGAUGCCGGAAUGGAAUUGGGCACAAAUAGUAACGAAGCCAUUGAUAAAUUUGUUGAUGAAUCUGAAGAGGAAGAUGAAGAGGGGGAGCACCAAAAGCCUAGAAUGUCUGAAGUUGGAAAAUCUGGGGUUUUAAGAAAUAGGGAUGAAGGUCGGCUUAAACCCAAACAAAAGAAAUCUGUGAGCUUUGCAGAGAAUGUGAAUGGGCAAGAAUCAUAUGAUGCUGAGUUAGAACUGAUGAAAAACCUUAGCAAAAGAGUUGAAAAAAUCGGAAUUUUAUCCAAGGAUGGUGCUGAAGUUGAUGAGGAAGAAGAUGGAGGAGGGUCUAGCGGGAGUAGUGAUAAUGAAAUAAUGGAUCCAGAUUAUAUUUCAAGAAAAGAUAAUGGUUAUUAUGAAAGGAGGAAUGUGAGAGAUGAGAAUGAGAAUGCAAAUGAGAAUGAAACUGAGAGUUUCUUGUUCUCAGCACCAUUGCCUGUGAAGAUGGAAGGUAGAGCUGCUGAUUAUGUCAACAGGAAAAAGGGUGUCAAAAUCGUUGAAAACUGAAUUGUAGCUUCCAACUUUGUUCUCCCUGCAGGAUUUGUUGAGCAUUGACGAUUA